GUUUGUUUACAUGAUCAGCUGACCAGUGAUUCCGAAUUUCCGACAUGUAUAUUGUCAGCGAGGGAAUGUCGUGUUUCUCUGAUGGAUUUUAAGAAGAGAGAUAUCUAAAAUGAGCAUCACCCUAUUUGCCACACAUGGACGAGGCUUAGAUGCUUUUGCGCAAGAGGAGAUCCAUGAAAAAAUGACAAAUGUACAUAAUGUGCAAACUCUUGGAGAAGGCAAGAUUUCCUUCAGCAUUCCUUUAAAAAUCAGUGACUCCAAAGAGGAUAAAGGAAAUGAUGAAGAAAUAUUAAUUGGUGCAGUGUCUCCUGUAUAUGAUCUUAAAUUAGUGGAGAGGAUUUUUAUACUUUUGCACUGUGAAACAUUUGAUAUAGGUGAAACCCAUAAUGAAAGUGGAAAGGAAACAGACCACACCACAGACAGAAAGAAGAAACCAACAUACAAUGAUGAGAGUAAUAAUCAACUCUUGAAAAAGUAUGAAAGGAAACUUGCAGAUAUCAUAGACAAGGAAAAAUGGGCUAAAGUGGCAUACCAAGUUCAAGCAUUACGAAGGUUUCAAGAGCAACGUAGAGUCCGAGUCCAGUGCCAAGACCCAAGUAACUGUCAUGGGUCUGUCAGGCGGAGAGCUGAGAAACAGAAAUUAUGGCAGAGGAGAUUUAGUGAAGAAACCAGUUGCUCAGAAAAAAGAAUGAGGAGAGAGAGUGCCCAUGACCUUUCUGAGAAGAGGGCAACAGAGUCAGAUAUUGCAAGUAGCAGUGACCUGGCUGUAGGUCCUCUGAAGGAAAGAUUGACUGAAACUGGAAUAUCAGAGGCCAGGGAAAUGAGUGUUGCCAUAUCAGAGCUAGAUGCUUCAAGGGUGAACUAUGAUGUCAGUUCGACAAGUGAUGCUAGUCAGAAUGAAAUGGAUGGUCAAGAAGCGACUGACAAGGUGAUAUUAGAGAAGAGGGGAAUCAGAACUAAUAAUCCUGAGGGGACAAAUGGCAAAUCAUCAAAUCCAGAACCACAGGUGAACAGUGAGAACAUAAAUUGCACAAGUGGUUUUAGCAAUGUAGAAAAUGGGGUUUCAGGCAUUUCAUCCAUCUCGGAUGUUUGUAAACCAGACUUAGAUACUUAUAGAGAGACAAAGAAUGUCAUUCAUGAAAAUGUUGUAAAUUAUCGUGUGUCCAGCAGGAUAUCUGGUCAGUGCAAAAAUUUUAUUACACAGCAGUUAUUGACAAAAAUGUUUGUGAAAGCAGUUGAAGAAAAAUUAGAAUAUUGGACAGUUGAGUGGAGAAAACCUUUGUUAGAUUUUUAUAUUAAUAUUACCAAUUCCCACUUUAUUGUAGGGGUAUCAUUAUCAAGGGAGUCACUCUCACUGCGCCCGUAUAUUCCACACAUCACCCUAAGGUCCACUGUAGCCUACCUCAUGGCCAGAUUAGCGCAAGUACCCCAAGGAGGAGUGGCGCUGGAUCCCAUGUGCGGCGGAGGGACGAUUCUGUUGGAAAUGGCCAAGUGUUUUGAGGUUGGCUUGAUCAUUGGUGGAGACGUGAGCCAGGAACAGCUAAGAGUAUCAAGAUGCAACCUGCAAGAUGUAGGAGUACCGUUCAGUCUCCUUCGUAUGGAUGCGGCAGCUAUGCCACUGAUGUCCCAGUCAGUCAGCGUUGUAGUGUGCGAUGUUCCCUUUGGCCAGAAACACCAGUUAAAAGAUGAAAACGAAUCAACUAUGCUGCAAGAACUCCUGUGUGAAUGUCAGAGAGUGUUGAAGUGCAGUGGACGAUUAGUGUUACUCAUUUCAACGAGACAGCUUGAAAUUCUGAGAAAGAUCAUGCCUUGUCUGUCGUCAUUUCAACAUACUGUGCUGGCUGAAGAACAAGAAACUUCGCAACUGAAGCUUGAUGCUACUUAUCAGGUGUCUCUUGGGGAAACGUCAGCCCAUAUUGCUGUGCUCCAGAUGCUGCCAUGUAAGUAGAAAGCAGAAAGUGUCUCUUGAAAAUUUCUUCUAACUGUGAUGUAAUACUUUAGUAAUUUCUGUUGGUGAUUCAUCAUUUGUGUAUUGUUUGUGAGUGUCGUUUUGUAAAUAAAAGAGAGGAAAUAUACUUAA
Penaeus vannamei (Pacific white shrimp) is the source of this 2080-nucleotide messenger RNA. RefSeq names its product THUMP domain-containing protein 2. Gene Ontology annotation, molecular function: tRNA (guanine) methyltransferase activity. Gene Ontology annotation, biological process: tRNA methylation. Lineage: Eukaryota; Metazoa; Arthropoda; Malacostraca; Decapoda; Penaeidae. The record is from RefSeq and is a predicted model, not a curated record.